Salvia miltiorrhiza (redroot sage) is the source of this 1922-nucleotide messenger RNA. Its product is annotated as protein NRT1/ PTR FAMILY 4.4. Gene Ontology annotation, cellular component: membrane. Gene Ontology annotation, biological process: transmembrane transport. The transcript is spliced from 2 exons. Gene Ontology annotation, molecular function: transmembrane transporter activity. Bases 77 to 1732 code for a protein of 551 amino acids. Lineage: Eukaryota; Viridiplantae; Streptophyta; Magnoliopsida; Lamiales; Lamiaceae. The record is from RefSeq and is a predicted model, not a curated record.
AGCAGAGCAGAGCAUAUCUAUUCUACUGAUUGUGUUAAAAAGGGGAACAUUCAAAAGCUAGCAGAUUAUAAUUUGCAUGGAUAUGGAACAAGAGUCCGAAUCUGUUGACUGGAGAGGGAGACCUUCCAAACCCACUCGCCAUGGCGGCAUGACUGCUGCUCUCUUCGUCCUAGGGCUUCAAGGUUUCGAGAUGAUGGCAGUAGCUGCGGUGGGGAAUAACCUCAUCACAUACGUCUUCAACGAGAUGCACUUCCCUCUGUCCAAGGCCGCCAACACCGUCACCAACUUCGUGGGCACCAUUUUCCUGCUCUCCCUCUUGGGCGGAUUCCUCUCCGAUUCCUAUCUGGGCAGCUUCUGGACCAUGCUCAUCUUCGGCUUCGUCGAGCUCUCCGGCUUCAUCCUCCUCUCCGUCCAAGCCCACGUCCCCGAGCUCCGCCCCUCCGCCUUCCAGGAGGCCUCCGGCUACAAGGCCUCCAUCUUCUACGGCGCCCUCUACCUUGUCGCCCUCGGCAGCGGCUGUCUCAAGCCCAACAUAAUCUCCCACGGCGCCGACCAGCUCGGCAAGCACCAAUCCAAGAACCUCUCCACUUUCUUCAACUGCGCCUAUUUCGCCUUCUGCACCGGCGAGCUCCUCGCCCUCACGCUCCUCGUCUGGGUCCAGACCCAUUCCGGGAUGGACGUCGGCUUCGGAGUCUCCGCCGCCGCCAUGGCUGUCGGCCUCAUAUGCUUGAUCUCAGGCUCCUUCGCUUACCGCAACACCCCUCCCCGCGGCAGCAUUUUCACCCCCAUUGCUCAGGUGUUCGUGGCUGCAAUCUCCAAGAGAAAGCAGAUAUGCCCAUCAAACGCAAGCACACUACACUCCUCCUCCCUCCACACCAACAAAUUCCGGUUCCUGGACAAAGCAGCUUGCAUCAACGGCAGCGAUGAGAGCCCCUGGCGCCUCUGCAGCGUCUCCCAGGUGGAGCAGGUCAAGAUUCUCCUCUCCGUAGUGCCCAUAUUCGCCUGCACAAUCAUCUUCAACACCAUCUUAGCUCAGCUGCAGACCUUCUCAGUCCAACAGGGAACCUCCAUGAACACUCACCUCACCCCCAACUUCCAAAUCCCUCCCGCCUCCCUCCAGUCCAUCCCCUACAUGAUGCUCAUCGUCGUCGUCCCCCUCUACGAGACCACAUUCGUCCCCCUCGCCAGGCGCCUCACGGGGAAGGAUUCCGGGAUCUCCCCCCUCCAGAGAGUCGGGACGGGCCUCUUCAUCGCCACUUUCUCCAUGGUUGCAGCAGCCAUCAUUGAGCACAAGAGAAGAGUCUCCACACAGACACUCUCCAUUUUCUGGAUAGCUCCACAGUUUCUCAUAUUCGGCCUCUCAGAGAUGUUCACUGCUGUAGGGCUCAUUGAGUUCUUCUACAAGCAGUCAAUACAAGGGAUGCAGUCCUUCCUCACGGCCAUGACAUACUGUUCCUAUUCCUUUGGGUUCUACCUCAGCUCCCUUCUGGUUUCUUUAGUGAACAGAGUCACCUCCGGGUCCGGUGGCGGCUGGUUGAGCAACAACGAUCUCAACAAGGAUAGGCUGGACCUCUUCUAUUGGUUGCUAGCUGCACUCAGCCUCGUCAACUUCUUCAAUUUUCUCUUCUGGUCUAGAUGGUAUUCUCGCACUCAAUCUCCACUACUCGACACCGAAUUGCCGCAGGAGCUAGACAAACACAAUGCUUUAAGUUUAAACUACAAUCACCACUAAUACUUAGUAAUACGAUUUCUUGUUUUUUCUUCUAUUUUUGUACGCCAUUGAGUAGUGGAGCAGGAAAAGAAGCCUACUAGGCCACAGCUGCUUUAUGCAUAUUGUAUCUUGUUCCUAUCUCUUCCGUGCUACUGUUAAAUUGGACAUCGCGCAAAGUUAGGUCCGGAACAAUAAUCUCUAAUUAAGUGUA